AUGGAAUCAGUAUUUGGUCUUCCGUCUGACCUUGGAGGAGAGGGAUCCGGACAAUUCGAGGCCGCAGUUCGCGUUAAUUUUGACGAAGACCAGCUUGCUUGCUCUGUAGAAGGCGUUUCCCUCCCAAUUGGCAAUGAAGUCGAAGAUACUGUGUGCGUCGCUGGAGGGUGCGCCAUCUCGGAAGUCACAGACAAAAGCGCGCUUGUCACUUGGGGGGCUUGUAUUGUCCGGCCGAAUACCCGUGUUGCCGAAAAUCAGGCUCUUACAGAUGCCGAGUGUCUUCCUGCUAAAGGUGCUAUAAGGUUUGCGAGAUUCCAUGACACAGAAGACUGCAGGGGCACGGAAACCGUCACGCAGCCGACUGUUGGUGGACGAAGCACCACUGACUUUUCUCCUAAUGACGGUGACGGUAUUUUACAUGGCGGCAUCAUUACUAGAUGCAGCACUGUUAGCAAAGUUUAA
Molecule: messenger RNA, 462 nt
Organism: Exserohilum turcica Et28A
Lineage: Eukaryota; Fungi; Ascomycota; Dothideomycetes; Pleosporales; Pleosporaceae
Exons: 1
Coding region: 1-462 (153 amino acids)
Source: RefSeq, a predicted model, not a curated record